This is a messenger RNA of Chelonia mydas (Green sea turtle), 2349 nucleotides long. RefSeq names its product pleiotropic regulator 1 (gene PLRG1). Gene Ontology annotation, molecular function: protein binding. The transcript is spliced from 15 exons. Gene Ontology annotation, biological process: mRNA splicing, via spliceosome. Gene Ontology annotation, cellular component: precatalytic spliceosome; Prp19 complex; catalytic step 2 spliceosome. NCBI's taxonomy places the organism in Eukaryota, Metazoa, Chordata, Testudines, Cheloniidae. The coding region runs from base 646 to 2205 and encodes 519 amino acids. The record is from RefSeq and is a predicted model, not a curated record.
CGGGGCAGUCGGGCAGGCGCCGGAAGUGUCUACAUAGCGGAACGGGCAGGCGGUGCGCGGCCAGUCUCUUGCUGGGGGCAGCGGGCACCAUGGUGGAGGUGAGAGAGCGGCCUCGGCCCGCCCCUGUGGGUGGGGCUGUCGGGCCCUCGAAACCCCAGCGCCCCGGGUGAGGGGCUUGCCGCUGCCGACGCGAGGAGCGCCCGGCCCGGAGAAGCGGGCGGGGGAUUCCGGCCUCCCACGGCCCCUGAAGCUGCGAUUAGCCCCCUCCCCCCGUUUCCGGUAUGCCCCGUGGUGGGGUUCGUUCCGCCCGGCGGGGGGAUGAGCUGAGCCGCAGGCCGAGGCGUGGGGGCGAGGCUGGGACCCCGCAUCCCCCGUGGGACCGAACCCGCCCGCCGCCAGCCUCGCGCAGCAGUGGCGGUGAACCGGGCUCUGGGGCAGCUGCCGGUCGCCCUUGUGGUGCGUACAGUAACGAGCGAGGGGACCAGUGUGUUGGGUCCCCGUCGGGGGGUUGUCCCUCGCCCCAGGGCAGCGUCUGCACGAAGCGAAGGGGCCUCGGAGGCCGCUGGUCGCUGGCAAGUUACAGCAGAAAACGUUCCCGUUUUGAACCCUUCGGGAAAGGUGUCGCCGCCCUGCUCCUUGGCAGCAAUGCGAGCUGUGUGCCUUGAAGUGCAGAAACACUCUGUGCACACAUUAGUGUUCAGAUCCUUGAAGAGAACCCAUGAUAUGUUUGUGGCUGAUAAUGCAAAGCCUAUACCAUUAGAUGAUGUAAGCCACAAAUUAAAGAUGUCAAUCAAGCUUCGCACAGAUUAUGCUUCUGUGCUGCACAUGCCUAUUCUGAAGGAAAAUUUUAGAGAGAAGGAUUCUCCGAAUACAGGGGAUCUCUAUGGACAUAAACAGUAUCCUGCAAAUCAAGGACAAGAACUUGAAUAUUUGAUAACAGGUACACAUCCAUAUCCACCUGGUCCUGGUGUGGCUCUGACAGCAGACACUAAGAUCCAGAGAAUGCCCAGUGAAUCAGCUGCUCAGUCCUUAGCUGUGGCACUUCCUCCUUCUCAGUCCAGGUUAGAGGCAAAUCGUACUGCUGCUGGUGUGGGUGAUAUUUACAGACAUGCCGGGAUUCCGGAGCGUGCACAGCCUCCUGGUUUGUCCAUGGCUCUGAUGGAAGCAGGUGGGAACAAAAAUUCUGCCUUGAUUGCAAAGAAAGCUCCAACAAUGCCCAAACCUCAAUGGCAUCCACCAUGGAAACUGUACAGAGUUAUCAGUGGUCACCUGGGCUGGGUGAGAUGUAUUGCAGUUGAACCAGGAAAUCAGUGGUUUGUUACUGGCUCUGCUGACAGAACUAUAAAGAUCUGGGACCUUGCUAGUGGCAAAUUAAAAUUGUCUUUGACGGGGCACAUUAGUACUGUACGAGGGGUGAUAGUAAGUGGAAGAAGUCCAUACCUCUUCUCUUGUGGAGAAGAUAAACAGGUGAAGUGCUGGGAUCUCGAAUAUAAUAAGGUUAUUAGGCAUUACCAUGGUCAUCUAAGUGCAGUUUAUGGUUUGGAUUUGCACCCGACAAUAGACGUGCUGGUAACAUGUAGCAGAGAUUCAACUGCACGAAUUUGGGAUGUGAGGACAAAAGCCAGUGUGCAUACAUUAGCGGGACACACAAAUGCAGUGGCAACAGUGAAGUGCCAAGCUGCGGAACCACAGAUUAUCACAGGAAGCCAUGAUACCACAAUACGACUGUGGGACUUAGUGGCAGGAAAAACUCGUGUCACUUUGACAAAUCACAAGAAAUCUGUAAGAGCAGUUGUAUUGCAUCCAAGACAUUAUACAUUUGCAUCUGGUUCUCCAGAUAACAUUAAACAGUGGAAAUUCCCAGAUGGAAACUUCAUUCAAAAUCUUUCUGGUCAUAAUGCUAUUAUCAACACGUUGGCUGUGAAUUCCGAUGGAGUGUUGGUAUCAGGAGCUGAUAAUGGCACUAUGCAUCUUUGGGACUGGAGAACUGGGUAUAAUUUCCAGAGAGUACAUGCAGCUGUACAGCCUGGUUCUUUGGACAGUGAAUCAGGAAUAUUUGCUUGUGCAUUUGACCAGUCAGAAAGCAGAUUGCUCACUGCUGAAGCUGAUAAAACCAUAAAAGUGUACAGAGAAGAUGAUACUGCGACUGAAGAAACUCAUCCUGUCAGCUGGAAACCAGAAAUUAUCAAGAGAAAGCGAUUUUAAUGAGGCAACAUCUGCAUAGUUAUGCUAUCAUUUUUUUUUUUGUCCUUCCUGAGAGCAUUAUGCUCUGUAGAGAACUACAGAGCAGGAACUCAGCUAAAGUCAUUGCUGUUUCACCUUGUUUUACAAUAAAUUUUGUUUCUAUUA